GUUUAAUACGAGUGUAUUCAACAUUAGAACCCUCUACCCUGGAAAUCGUACUCAGCCAGCCAGCGAUGAUUUGAAAUUUUUGAGCAUACAAGAGGCACCAAACCUUCAGUCUUUGUCGAAACAUUGCCCAAACCGCAAGUGUUAAUUCGUUUUUCGGAGAAAAAAUAAACCUGAUAGCUAGUACCGACCCGGCUGGCAACGAUGCUACAGGUGGAUCUGUUUACGGUGUGUGCCGUUGGGGGAAUCGUUCUGCUCGUGUAUCACUAUCUGUCGAAAAAGUUCGAAUACUUCCUGUCCAAGCCAAUACCAUGCCCAAAGCCGACGUUUCUUUUUGGGAAUACCGCAUCCAUGAUAUUGCGGACUCAGGAUGCCAAAGAGAAGAUUCAAGAGCUGUACAAUAGCUUUCCCGACGCAAAGAUUAUGGGCUUUUACAACCUCCUCAAGCCAGCCUUCAUCGUACGCGAUCCGAAAGUGAUCAAGAAGAUCGGCGUCAAAGAUUUCGACUACUUUAUGGAGCACACCCCAAUAUUUAGUCCGAGCAAAACAGAUGCGGAUGACGAUAACAGUCAGAGCCUCUUCGGAAACUCACUGUUUGCUCUACGCGGACAGAAGUGGCGGGAUAUGCGAGCAACCCUGAGUCCGGCCUUCACCGGAAGUAAGAUGCGCCACAUGUUCGACCUGGUAGCGGAAUGCGGAGUAUCGUUGAAAGAGUUUCUGCUGAAGGAAGCUAAGACGGGGAAGAGAAUGGAGUACGAAAUGAAGGAUACCUUCUCGAGAUUUGGAACGGACGUAAUUGCGACGGUAGCAUUUGGAUUGAAGGUGGAUUCGAUGCGUGAACAGGACAAUGAAUUCUUCACGAAGGGAAAGAAGAUGCUUGAUGUGAAAUCGCCAAAAGUGUUGAUAAAAUUCUUGACGGUGGUAGCCUUUCCAUGGUUGGCACGCAAAUUGGACAUCGAUCUUGUUGACGGAAAACUGGCCACGUACUUCCGAGGAGUCCUUACAGGACACAUGAAGCAACGUGAGGCGCAUGGAAUCGUCAGAAAUGACAUGAUCAACAUUUUGAUGGAAGUUCAGAAAGGUGCAUUGCGACAUAACGCCGAGGAGCACGAAACGAAGGAUGCAGGAUUCGCAACGGUAGAGGAAUCCAGUGUAGGAAAAUCGACCCACUCAAGAGUUUGGACCGAAAGUGAACUGAUUGCGCAGUGCUUUUUAUUCUUUUUUGCUGGCUUUGACACAGUGUCUUCCGGUAUGAGUUUCUUGGCUUACGAGCUCGCCUUGAGUCCGGAGGUCCAAGAUCGCCUCUAUCAAGAAAUAAUGGAGACAGAUCAAUUUCUUGCUGGGAAGCCACUCAACUACGAUACUCUUCAGAAGAUGGAAUACUUGGAUAUGGUAGUUUCGGAAGCACUACGCAAGUGGCCACCAGCAGUCCUUUCCGAUCGACUCUGCAGCAAGGACUAUCAGUAUGACGAUGGUCAGGGUACGAGUUUUGUGAUUGAAAAGAAUCGCACCAUAUGGAUUCCCACGAUUGCCAUCCACAACGACCCCAAGUUCUACCCCAACCCGGAUAAAUUCGACCCGGAAAGGUUCAGCCCGGAAAACCGAUCGAAGAUAGUCCCUGGAACUUAUUUGCCGUUUGGAAUAGGGCCAAGGAACUGCAUUGGAUCCCGUUUCGCACUGAUGGAGCUGAAGUCGAUUAUGUACUAUCUAGUGAAGGAGUUCAGUCUGGAGCCGACCGAGAGGACUGAGGUGCCGCUAAAGCUCUCCCGGAUGGCGAUUUCGUUACAGUCGGAAAAGGGCAUUUGGCUGGAGCUUAAACCUCGAAAAUUAUAAUGUAGAAAGUAUAUUGAAGCUGAAAUUAUUAGAGCGAUAAGAAUCCAAACCAAUGAAUUUUUAAACAAGGAUUUGAAUAUACAAAAAAUAUAUUUCUUUAAGAUUA
Culex pipiens pallens (northern house mosquito) is the source of this 1936-nucleotide messenger RNA. RefSeq names its product probable cytochrome P450 9f2. Gene Ontology annotation, molecular function: iron ion binding; monooxygenase activity; oxidoreductase activity, acting on paired donors, with incorporation or reduction of molecular oxygen. Lineage: Eukaryota; Metazoa; Arthropoda; Insecta; Diptera; Culicidae. The coding region runs from base 202 to 1830 and encodes 542 amino acids. The record is from RefSeq and is a predicted model, not a curated record. The transcript has 3 exons.